AUGAAAUUCCUCAUCAGUUUCGCUCUCCUCUUCGCUGUUGCCCAGGCCAAUCCCGGCUUCGUUGCUCCUCUGACUUACUCGGCUGUGCCCACUGUUGCUACUUAUGCCGCUGCUCCAUAUGCUGCGUAUUCUGCUUAUACUGCCCCAGCCGUUGCCACCUACUCACACGUUGCUGCUCCAGCCGUAUACAGCGCUCCAGUUGCCCGUGUUGCAGCAGUGGCUUCAGUUGCUCGUGUUGCCGCUGUCGCUCCAGUUACCUACACAGCUCCAUUAGUAUCAACUCUGUUGAAGAAAUAA
Molecule: messenger RNA, 297 nt
Organism: Anastrepha obliqua
Lineage: Eukaryota; Metazoa; Arthropoda; Insecta; Diptera; Tephritidae
Product: vitelline membrane protein Vm26Ab-like
Exons: 2
Coding region: 1-297 (98 amino acids)
Source: RefSeq, a predicted model, not a curated record